AUGAAACCAUCUAAACAAUACACUAUAGUGGUAAAGAUUGGCUCAUCGUCUUUGGUUGAUCCACUGACGCGCGAGCCAAGGAUCGCUAAUAUGGCCCACAUAGUAGAAACAAUGACAAAGUUACGCCGAGAGGGUCAUAAGAUAAUUAUAGUAUCAUCAGGUGCCAUAGCCUUUGGAAUGAGGGUAAUGAAGCUACAUAAGAAACCUUCUAAACUAUCGGCAAUUCAAGCUUUAGCAUCGAUUGGACAGGGCCGUCUUAUUGGGCUCUUUAACGACUUGUUCAGACAAAUGAAUCAAACUAUAGCACAAAUCUUAAUCACUAGAAAUGACAUUAUUGACUAUACCCAGUAUAAAAACGCACAGAACACCCUAAAUGAAUUGUUGGAUUUGGGAGUUAUCCCCAUAGUCAAUGAGAACGAUACACUAUCUGUCUCUGAGAUUAAAUUUGGUGAUAAUGACACAUUAUCGGCAAUUACCGCGGGAAUGAUCCAUGCUGACUAUUUGUUUUUGAUGACAGACGUGGAAUGCUUAUAUACGGAUAAUCCCAAACUAAACCCACAGGCCAAACCAAUAUUGGUUGUGGAUAAUGUCGAUGAUUUGAAUGUUGACACCACUACCAGUAGCGGUAAUGCAGCAGCAGGAGGAGGGGCGGGCUCUAGUGUAGGUACAGGUGGAAUGACUACAAAAUUGAUAGCAGCCGGCUUAGCAACAAAUGUUGGUGUAACAACUAUUAUAACUUUGUCAAGUCAGCCACAUUACAUUCUCGAUAUUGUGGCUCAUAUUCAAUCGCAGCCAGAAGAGUUGGAUGUUGAGCAACAGCAAGCAAUAUUACAAAAGGAUAUAGAGAAGAAACUCAUUCCAUUGCAUACACGCUUUCUAAGCUUAUCAUCAGACUCGAAAAUAAGGUCUGAUAAAAGGUUCUGGAUACUACACGGGUUGAAAACCAAGGGUGCGUUGAUAAUAGAUGAGGGUUGUCAUACUGCAUUAACGCGAAGAGACCGAGCCGGUCUUUUGCCUGCUGGAAUCUGCGAUGUAAUUGGAAAUUUCCACGAAAACGAGUGCGUAUCAAUCAAGGCUGUUGAUAAAGAAGGUAAAACAACUGAAGUUGGUCAUUGUCGUGUCAACUACUCCGCAAACGAAAUUCGUGCUAUCAAGGGACAUAAAAGCAGUCAAAUAGAAUCUAUAUUGGGAUACGCAGAUAGUGAAUACGUAGCACAUAGGGACAACCUAGCAUUUCCGCCAUCAAAGCCAUCAACAACAGAUUCAACAGAAUCCUUGACAUCGAUGGUAGAAAAACUGCAAUCUAUAAUAUAA
Messenger RNA from Lodderomyces oxycetoniae, 1314 nucleotides. It is a transcript of the gene PRO1, whose product is annotated as glutamate 5-kinase. Lineage: Eukaryota; Fungi; Ascomycota; Pichiomycetes; Serinales; Debaryomycetaceae. Gene Ontology annotation, molecular function: glutamate 5-kinase activity; RNA binding; ATP binding. The coding region runs from base 1 to 1314 and encodes 437 amino acids. The transcript has a single exon. The record is from RefSeq and is a predicted model, not a curated record. Gene Ontology annotation, cellular component: cytoplasm; cytosol.